Molecule: messenger RNA, 363 nt
Organism: Torulaspora globosa
Lineage: Eukaryota; Fungi; Ascomycota; Saccharomycetes; Saccharomycetales; Saccharomycetaceae
Gene: TMA17
Product: Tma17p
Exons: 1
Coding region: 1-363 (120 amino acids)
Biological process (GO): proteasome regulatory particle assembly
Molecular function (GO): protein-macromolecule adaptor activity
Source: RefSeq, a predicted model, not a curated record
AUGUCUGCUGGUGGAAUUAGGAGACCUGUGCAGAUCGAGGAGUUCAAGACGGCGAUCAGCGACAUGUCAGCCGAUGAAUUGGCCCAUCUGAAGCAAGAAAUAGAGAACAGUAUCCUGCACCUCAACCGUUCGAAUGCUAGACUCAACAAGUACGUUGCUAAGCUGGAGGGCAAGGCCAAGACCGUCGAGGAGGAAGAUGAGGACGACGAAGAGCUGCAGAACAUCGAGGAGGGCGACUUGCAGCUGUACCACGACUCGCUCAGGGAGAACGAGAUCCUACUGAAGAACUACGACGAAAGGCUGGAGGCAUUGCACCAGGAGAACCUGUACAGGGCCAGCGCAGGCAAGAAGCCUAGCUCCUAA